This is a messenger RNA of Spirometra erinaceieuropaei, 3759 nucleotides long. NCBI's taxonomy places the organism in Eukaryota, Metazoa, Platyhelminthes, Cestoda, Diphyllobothriidea, Diphyllobothriidae. The record is from the annotation of a GenBank genome assembly.
AUGAACUGCGACAGCGUUACAAAACGGUACUGCCUUUUUCUCUUUAAUUGUCUGCCUAGGUUGCAAAAGGAACUCAUGGAUUUAAUGGUACGUUCAACUUUCCCCAACGUAUGAUCUCCCCAGAUGUCAGAUGAAAAAGGAAUUUCGGCUUUUCCUGAUGGUGAAGAUAUGACAAGAUGGCUUGCGACAAUUUUGGGCCCGGACAAAACGGUGAGCGUCGUGUCUUAUAGGUAGUCUUUACAAUCUUUUCGUAAAGCUGCUGCCCUGCGCCUUGCAGUACCCUUUCGGGCCGUUAAAUCACAUUUGCGGCCAGAGUGCUACUAGUCCACACUCCUCACCCAUUUUCACGUUAGAUGCGCAGUUGCGCGGACCGUAUUAAGCAAUUGGCCAUGUCAGGGGAAUGAUAUGCAUGACCACUCGAAACUGCGAAAUUUCGUCACUGUCAGGGAGCAGACACUUGGAUCAUGCCAUUUGGGGUUUAGCAGUAUUCAAGUAACGGACAAUUUUCAUUUCUACUGUGAGAACAUUUGCUCCAAAAUUUGUGUCCCAAAGUCGGUUUCACAAGACGAGAACUUGCUUAAUUGUUGAUAGGAUGUGGCUCAGAGUGGGAGCCGAUUGGCGGUACCUCGUGUUCUUGAUUGAGCCUUGUCGACUUGCCCGUUUCGUGGCUUGGGACCGGCUGUAAAUCCUUGUUCAUCGAGAUUGCGCUUGAAAAUUGCUUAAUCUGCGCUCCCGUUUAUUGCAGCUAGGCCAGAUGACUUGACUGGAAGGAUUACUUUACCCUUGAUGAAGCCACGUGGCCUAGGUACGGCACCAGACACCGAGCCGGCGCCAGCUUUUCAUAACGGGCUUGAUUUUGUUCCAGAAUGCUUCGACUCGAUUAAUGUCCCGUGAUUUUGAAGACAGGUGGAGUCAAACGUCAGGCCUCACGCAUAGACCCUAAUCCUAAGCGGUGUAUUUCGCAGUAUUUCGGUAUGUCACCCCUCUCAAAUGUCUCUUUUACUACGGAACGUAUGCUUAGUUUUCGAUCCAGUCGUCAGCCCAUAUCAUUGCCACAUGUUGGAUGCGUUAAGUAGAUCCGUUCAACUACCUUCGGUUACCUGGCCGCCCUCAUAUCUGUUAAUUCGCGUGAUUAUUUUCCCUCUCAAGAGUGCAUAUUUUCACAUUCCUAUGCAGCAUGGCAGACUGUUAUUCUAGAGGGAUCGAUUAUGUACUUGAGUUCGACCGUCGAUUUCGACGAUGUCCACUGUGUGGUCCACAGCAGGGUGGGAGCAGGGACGGCGGCUUGCGUGGUGUUUAGUGUGAGUAGACUUGCGCUGCAUCUACCACACUCCCCUCCCCACCUGGACCCAGUUCCAAGACAGAGUCAAGAAGACCGGAGACGAUGGAUGACGCAAGUGGAUGGCCCAGUCUAGCCCGCGCCUUGGCGUUUCACUGUACAUCCCCUGGUCCGCACGACAAAUAGCCAGGUUUUGACCAACAACAACAAAGAGUGGAGGCUGGUACGACCGAAGCCGCGCAUCGGUGUGCCGUCCACACCCGGCUCGUAUCCCACACAGUAGGAGUGCCAUAAAGGCCACAUUUAGAAGGAGCCAUUGCAGCCUGACUCAGACCACCAGCUGGCCGCUCCACACAAACACAACACUGGGCCGCCCGAGACGUCCAAGUUAUCCCGUCAGUUGACACCCUUCCAAGCCACGGCUCUUAGCGCACUGGGAUAGUUUCAAGAGCUUCACAUUGUUUAUAGUUAGGAGAAUGCGCUGAGUCGUCGACCUCACUGUCGCUUCCCAUUCCCUUGUCUCAGCCACUCUCUGAGCCAGUCAGCGGACAGGAGCAGGGAAUAGGCGCGACGGCUGACGUGGUCUAGUGACCAUGUCUGCGCGCGCCACACACGCGUUCUGGCUCUCCAAACACCAGAAUUUCACACAACGGGAGUUGGGCGGCGUAUCUGUCUUAUGCGUGAGAGUGCCAUGGAAGGAAUUACUUCCACCCGGCCCCUGCCCUCCAGUUCGCCACUCUAAGCAACACACAAACAACUGAACGGGCUGCGUGGACCGAGUUUGGUCGUCAGUCAGCAACCUUCAAUCCACGGCGCUUGAAGCAUCGGGAUAGUCUCAGGCUCGAGUGACCCGUGCAAUAGGAGCCGCAGGGGGACGAAGUCGACACGCACUCUUUCCACUUGCGUGUGUGGUGGCAGUUGGUUGCUUGCGGUGGCCGAUGCUGAUGAACGGUGAGGUGAUGGUGAGGAAGAAUGUCGCGGUGUGGUGAAGCCGACGGUUGUCUAUCGCAGGUUUUCCUGGGUGCGCAUGUGGCCGAAUAGACCCAUGCGGUACAUGAAUGUGGGAGGGCAGCGUAGACAGUGGGGGCGGGUGUAGGUGGGUGUUUUAGGCACUGGUUCGCAAGCCUCUGCGCCAUGGAUUCGCGAGUUACCGACCGGGUCGAUGCGUGAGGUGAAUGGGCGGGGACAGUGUGGGCAUGAGAAGUCGGUGGUGUCGAUGUCAGUUACGGAAAUGGUGCUUGUAUUGGUGGCGGGCGCACAUGCGACCGGGUGGAAGAGGAGCUGGGCAUGGUAAGUGUGCUGGAUGUGGUGGGUGUGUCGGAGCUGCGGUCAAUUCCGCUCUCAUGGGUACGCACGCGGCCUGAUAGACCCAUAAGGUGGAAGAAUAGGUGGGCGCAGUGAGGGCAGUUGAGGCGGGUGCAGCGAGUGCAUUUUAACGCUCUAUGCUCUGGUUCGCCAGUCUGUGCGAUGGAUUCGCAAGUGAUCGACCAGGCCGAUGUGUGAAGUGAAGAUGCGGUCGCAGUAAGGACUGGUGUAGUCCUGGUCCUCACCUUUGGUGUUGGUGGUGGUGGUGCUGGCUGUUGUGUCAGGAUUGCGUGUAGCGUUGAUGUGCAUGUCAGACGCCACAAUAGCAGACGUUGGGGCGGUGGAGGAGGAGGAGGAUUAUAUACCUAGUCGAAUGAUAACAAUAGUAGCUCUUCCUUUAACAUGACACGUAGAUCUUCGAAAAUGAAUUUGUUGUUUAUUCCUCUAGGGAGUUAUUUUCCUAGAUUAUUCUUUUGACUUGUGAAUUUUUCAUUAACCGGCCCUCCAAAAGUCGUAUACCGUGCAUUCAGUUGACGCCUCCUGCCUAACUAUUAUGGAGCACAGGCACAAUAAUUCGCAAUGCCUUAGACCCCAGAGCAGGCUAAACCGACACUGAUGCUAGCCAUUACAACUCAACGCAUUUUUUUCCUGCAGACUUCCCGACUGAGGGCUAAGAAUAGAAACCUCAGAAUUGUGUAUUUGGCCGCAGAAUUUUUAAAAAUGCUCACCUUUUUCACCGAUCUAAUUCCUAAUUGUCUGCCGCAGGUGUACGAAGGCGAAACAUACAAAUUAUCAUUGGAGUUCGGCUCCAGCUAUCCGUACAAGCCACCAACCGUGCGAUUCGUGUCACCGUGCUUUCAUCCCAACGUGGACACUCGCGGCAAUAUCUGUCUGGACAUUUUGAAGGAGGAGUGGUCUGCAUUGUUCACGGUGAAAAGUAUUCUCUUGUCCAUCCGCAGCCUCUUAGCAGGUAGGAUAUUCGUGCCUGAUUUCAUCCAUCCACAGCCUCCACACCGCCUUACUUAACUGCUCCUCUUUUUUUUCCAGAGCCAAACAAUAAAAGUCCACUAAAUGGUCAGGCAGCACAACUGUGGUCCGAUCCAGAGGCAUUUCGAGCGGCCCUCGUGCGCUUUCAGUCAUCCGCCCUGCCUGCCGCGGAUGCUGGAGGCGAUUGA